Lecanosticta acicola is the source of this 1614-nucleotide messenger RNA. The record is from the annotation of a GenBank genome assembly. Lineage: Eukaryota; Fungi; Ascomycota; Dothideomycetes; Mycosphaerellales; Mycosphaerellaceae.
AUGGGUAGACAACAAUACCUGACACGCCUGGCCCUUGGUCGUUCUGCGUUCGAAGAUCCCGAUACCACACAGAUUCCAGGAGGUGAUCUCAAUCCUCAAAAUGCUCAAAUUGAAAGAGACCAUUCACAUUUUCCUCGUCAAGAUUACGAACAGCUCUACGACUCCAAAGGAAGACCCCUCAACCCGGCCAUAGAGCGAUUCAAUGCGGGAAUGCGGACAGCUCAGAACGAUGUGCUAGCUCUCGUUGGGGUGGUGGAGAGGAAGGAUCAGAACUAUCUGGCGGACGAGAGGAGGCGCUAUGCCGCGCGGCUUUCUCGGAAGGCCUUGCUGUGCGAGGAACACGACACGGGAGAAACUCUGGAUUGGGCUACUUCACUUGCGAGAUUCAUCGCGAGACUUUGGACGGAAUCUUUCAUUCAGCGCAUUCAGGUUGGGCUGUAUGACCCAAGGCUCUCCAUGUCUGAGAUCUUGUUGCAAGAAUGGCGAUCGCUCCGAACAGGAAACGUGAGGCUCACUCUGGCCAUGCUGUUCCCAAGUCUGGGAAACGCCACGGUGAACAUGCUGGUCAAGUUUCCGCUGAUAUUUGCGGUGGAGCAGAUCACUGGCCGGUUGCAGGCUCUCAUUCAGAAAAGGCGUCUUUCCCGCGUGGCGCUGAAGAGAAUGGAUCUGGCGUUCACUUUCGCGAUUGAAGUAAUACUUCUCGCGAUCGAUGCAGCGCUCUUGCCAAUGGACUACUACGCCACCGCUCAGCGAUUGGGUCUGGCUCCCGCUCUACCGCUGUUUCCGCCUCUGCAGUCUUUCUGGCCUUGGAAUCACAGCUCCUUUCAUCAAUUCGGUUGGAAGCUCCUCACUGGUCCCAACCUGCUCAGCUCGCUCACCUCACCAGCCGCUCUCUUGCUUCUGGCCAGGCUUCUUAUCGUUGGCUCCGAUGAAGAUGAGGAUGCACCAGUCCUCAGGCUUCUCACGCCUUUCCGAUACCAAGCAAUAAACGACAGUACUAUACCUCCGAUUCCGAGCCCUCGGCUCACCAUUGAUCCAGUCGGCUGGGUCGCAUACCAAACCAUGAAGAUACGCCAUCGCUUCCUCCAAUACUGCAAUUGGAAUCUCAUGAAGCGAAAUGUCACCCCACGACACGACGACUACGAGAACAACAUGCUCCCCUUGCAACCCGAUCAAACUGAAUUCUCCACCUGGCGCUCUACGGACUUGACGCACCUUGUCCCAAGAGCACUCAACGAGAUGAUCAAGAGUCUUUUCCACCGCAUUCUGACUCUGCCCUUCGACAGCCUCAUGUUACGCAGCGUGGCAAUCACCUAUGUCACUUCGGCGUUCACGCCCAAGACUUCCGCUGCUGUAUCGGCUGCAUCGCAUCUCUACAUGCCGUUUGGCGGCGGCCCGAUCUCUCAGGUCAUUCAUGCUCCCACCUCGGCCACGGCUUGGAACGCGGCAGGUUCAUACUUCAAUCGCAUGGGUCUGGCUCUUGCUCUGCACACGUCGGUAAACACGAUUCUUUUCUUCGGAACAUAUGGUCUGACGCGAUACGUGGGAAGGACUCACUAUGAUUGGAAAGGGAUGGACGGGAAAGCCCCAGGCGAAGAAAGCUUUCUGCGAUAG